Boeremia exigua is the source of this 804-nucleotide messenger RNA. Its product is annotated as P-loop containing nucleoside triphosphate hydrolase protein. The coding region runs from base 1 to 804 and encodes 267 amino acids. Gene Ontology annotation, molecular function: ATP hydrolysis activity; ATP binding. Lineage: Eukaryota; Fungi; Ascomycota; Dothideomycetes; Pleosporales; Didymellaceae. The record is from RefSeq and is a predicted model, not a curated record. The transcript has 3 exons.
AUGCCACAGCAGAAGAAAGAUAUGAUGGCUUCUCUACUCAAGUCCCAUGCCAACAAGGCUUUACAAAUUGACGAUGUCAUCAAAGGAAAAGGGAAAGGACUGGUCUUCCUCUUACAUGGCCCUCCAGGAGUCGGCAAGACCCUCACAGCAGAAAGUGUAGCAGAUUGCUACCAAAGGCCUCUAUGCGUUUUAGGUGCAGGUGACCUGGGAGGCUUUGGCGCUCGUGUUGAGAAGAAGCUCGAUCAAGCGAUGCGAUUGGCUGUAAGAUGGGACGCUGCAUUACUCAUAGACGAAGCCGACAUUUUCAUGGAAGAGAGGAAGGAGAAUGAGAUCCUCCACAACGAGCUUGUUUUAGUACUACUGCGGUGCGUCGAAUAUUAUCAAGGCGUCAUGUUCCUGACUACAAACCGCAUGGGUUCCAUCGAUCCAGCGUUCAAACCGCGCAUACACCUCGCCUUGUCACUCCCUCCACUAUGCAUCGAUGACCGAAAACGCCUAUGGGAAAGAUUUCUCGUCAACGCCACUGGGGGCCGCCCCAAAUUCCUUACCGCGAAAUACAUGGACAAAAUUGCAAGGGAAAACAUCAAUUGCCGCGAAAUAAAGAAUAUUGUGCGUCUGUCGUUUGCUUUGGCAACCAGUGCAAACCGUCAAUUACGAUCCAACGAUGUCGAUGAGAGCCUGCAGUCACUCAAAUCGUUCGAGAAGGACUUUGAGGACGCGCAGAACGAUAAAAAGAGGACUGCCGAAUUUGAGUCCCAACGAAACCCCAAGCGUGUAAAGAAGCAGUUCUUCGGCCUCGUUUAA